GUUCUCAUCGCCAUCCCAGCGCAUGACGCUCUUCAUUGAUGUUCCCCACGACGUUGCAAAGACUGACCUGGACAUCGACAAUCUCAAAAGCAUUUCCAAAAACAAGGCCUGGAGCGACCUGCCUGUUCUCAUGAAGCUAAAAAGCACUCCCAAUUCUGACUACAAGACACAGCACUUCAUUCAGGAGCAGUCAAAUGGCAAGUACACGAACAUCAAUCAUGUCUACUUGACAAAGCAGAGGCUCACGCAAGUUAAGCUAGAGUCCAGAGUUUUUUGUGGGGACGCUCUACGACACUGCUUGGGGUCAACGUAA
Symbiodinium sp. CCMP2456 is the source of this 313-nucleotide messenger RNA. The record is from the annotation of a GenBank genome assembly. NCBI's taxonomy places the organism in Eukaryota, Dinophyceae, Suessiales, Symbiodiniaceae.